UGUUUGUCGACAGCAACAUUCAUACUCGAGUCAAAGGCUGUGGCUUGCGUCUUUGUUAAGACUUUGAGGACAUGUUCACAACCCUCCCCGAGAACCUGCUUUUUUGUCUCAUAGGAAUAAGACAUUCACUUUGAGUUCAGCUUUUCAUUCCUUUUAUGUCAAAAAAACAACACACGGGUGUGUAGUAGAAUUGCAGUGAAAUUGGAGAGAAAAAAAAAAAUACACUCAAACAUGGAGGGCUAUGAGAUCCUCAAAGAUAUUGGUUCUGGAAAUUUUGCUGUGGCCAAGCUUGUUAGAGACAACUGCACCAAUGAGCUUUUUGCUGUCAAGUUUAUUGAGAGAGGCCAGAAGAUUGACGAGCAUGUCCAGAGGGAAAUCAUGAACCACAGAUCAUUGAAGCACCCCAAUAUUAUUAGAUUCAAAGAGGUUCUGUUGACCCCAACUCAUUUAGCCAUAGUAAUGGAGUAUGCUUCUGGAGGAGAACUCUUUGAGAGGAUAUGCAAUGCUGGUAGAUUCAGUGAGGAUGAGGCAAGAUUUUUCUUUCAGCAAUUGGUAUCAGGAGUCAGUUACUGUCAUUCAAUGCAAAUUUGUCAUAGAGAUCUGAAGCUUGAAAACACACUUUUAGAUGGAAGCACUGCACCACGAGUCAAAAUUUGUGACUUUGGUUACUCAAAGUCAUCAGUAUUGCAUUCACAACCUAAGUCUACGGUAGGAACUCCAGCUUACAUUGCACCUGAGGUUCUUACAAGGAAAGAAUAUGAUGGAAAGGUUGCAGAUGUUUGGUCUUGUGGAGUCACCUUAUAUGUGAUGUUAGUUGGGGCUUAUCCUUUUGAAGACCCUGAAGAUCCAAGAAACUUCAAAAAAACCAUUGGUAAGAUACUUAGUGUCCAGUACUCGGUCCCCGAUUAUGUACGAGUUUCCAUGGAAUGUAGACAUCUUCUAUCACAAAUAUUUGUGGCAAGUCCUGAAAAGAGAAUAAAAAUACCAGAAAUCAAAAACCAUCCAUGGUUUUUAAGGAACUUGCCCAUAGAACAGAUGGAAGGUGGAAGCUGGCAAAUGAAUGAUGUAAAUAAUCCAUCACAAAGUGUUGAGGAAGUCCUGUCUAUUAUACAAGAGGCAAGAAAAUCUCUUAAUGUUCCCAAGGUUGGAGGCCUUCUUAUUGGGGGCAGCAUGGACCUAGAUGACUUGGAUGCUGAUGAAGAUCUUGAAGAUCUACAAACAAGUGGUGAAUUUGUGUGUCCUAUUUAAGUGUGUACAUGAACAAGCUGAGUUAGCUGUGAAAAUGUAAAUAGAUUUUUCUGUAGGGGCUAAAAUUCCUUGAUGGUUAACUUAAUUUUCAAUUAAGAUCAGUAGCCCCAUUUGUAUGGCUUGUUAUUUAUUAGUUUUGACAUUUGAAGGUUUUGUUUCCUUAUGUUCAUUUUGCCCUCUCCCCCAUCACACAUGUGGAUGUCCUCAGAUUUAGGAACUUCCAAAACCAUGUGCCGUUUUCCUAGAGAAGUAACACCACAUGUUCCAAAGAUGAGAAUAUUAAAUAAAGCAAGUUGUGGCAGGUUCCACUUUUGCA
Messenger RNA from Glycine soja, 1564 nucleotides. RefSeq names its product serine/threonine-protein kinase SAPK2-like. Gene Ontology annotation, biological process: intracellular signal transduction; protein phosphorylation. Gene Ontology annotation, molecular function: protein serine/threonine kinase activity; ATP binding. Lineage: Eukaryota; Viridiplantae; Streptophyta; Magnoliopsida; Fabales; Fabaceae. The transcript is spliced from 9 exons. The coding region runs from base 232 to 1248 and encodes 338 amino acids. The record is from RefSeq and is a predicted model, not a curated record.